Lotus japonicus is the source of this 1137-nucleotide messenger RNA. RefSeq lists its product as uncharacterized. Gene Ontology annotation, molecular function: protein binding. NCBI's taxonomy places the organism in Eukaryota, Viridiplantae, Streptophyta, Magnoliopsida, Fabales, Fabaceae. The transcript has a single exon. The coding region runs from base 1 to 1137 and encodes 378 amino acids. The record is from RefSeq and is a predicted model, not a curated record.
AUGGGGGGAAAACAAGAGACCAGCGGUUGGUCAGAUAUGCAAGCAGAAUUGUUGGAAUUGGUUCUACGGAGUUUAGACCGAAGGGACUACCUUAAGUGUCGACUAGUGUGUCGUGGAUGGCGUAGUAUAGUUAACGGUGCAAUCAAGAACAAAGGUCCACCUACUCCUCGGUUCCCAGCCCGGCUGUUGCUUCCACCCACUCUUCUUUGCAAUACUGGAGAUCCCACUACCCUUUUCGACGACAUCACACGGGACAACCGUCUGCUUAGGGUCCCAACUCAUGUCGGGAAAGGUCACUUUGCAUCUCUUAGGUCAGAAGAAGAGGGGUGGUUGAUGUUCCAAAGCAUUUGUAAUAAUUUGUUAUGGAUUUUCAAUCCAGUUUCUAGUGAAAGUUAUAAACUCCCACAAUUACCACCAGGGCAUACGAUUCCUUAUAAUCUUAGAGUUGCCUUCUCUUCUCAAAGCUAUUUGGUGGUGAUAUCUUUAUAUUCUGCUGAUGAUAAAGAUGGAUCGAUCCCACAGCUCUGUUUUUGCAGGGUCGACAAUGACAAGUCAUGGUCUCGCAUUGAAACAAUUGAGUCACGUUUUGAAGUCAAGGAUAUAAUGCUUCUUGGAUGGAAAUUAUAUGCUAUGAAUGAAGAUUUUGUGACUAUUUUCAAUCUUGAAGAUCUCAAUGCCAUUACGGCUGAAAGGUUGGUUAUGCAGUUACCAAAGCUUGAUAGUGAUGGAGAAAGAGUAAAUAUGCAUAGGCUGGCAAGAGACCCUACGUGUGGGGAAGUGUUGUUAGUUCUUUUCAGAUGCAAGUACAUGAGCCAUGACUAUGAGAUAGAAGACUUUCUCAUCUUUAAGUUGGACAUGAGUGGCCCAAGAUGGAUAGAGGUCCAUAGUUUGAGUGGUCGUGUCUUAUUUGUGGAUCGCGCUGGGGUUCGAGUUAUCUCCACCGCAAACCUUAAUGCCCCACCAAAGUUCAUCGGAGUAGACAAUUGUGUUUUUUUCUCGCUUCAUCACCUCAUUAACCCUUGUCUCGGGGUCUUCUAUUUAAAGGAAAAGACAAUUCAACCAUUAAAUAGCAAUCUUUCCUUAGAAAAACAGUUAUGGCGAAGUUUGUGGUUCACUCCCAGUCCCAGUCCUUGGUAG